Harpegnathos saltator (Jerdon's jumping ant) is the source of this 7401-nucleotide messenger RNA. It is a transcript of the gene ich, whose product is annotated as zinc finger protein ichor. The transcript has 2 exons. Gene Ontology annotation, cellular component: cytoplasm; nucleus. NCBI's taxonomy places the organism in Eukaryota, Metazoa, Arthropoda, Insecta, Hymenoptera, Formicidae. The record is from RefSeq and is a predicted model, not a curated record. Gene Ontology annotation, biological process: cell fate commitment; regulation of transcription by RNA polymerase II. Gene Ontology annotation, molecular function: DNA-binding transcription factor activity; RNA polymerase II cis-regulatory region sequence-specific DNA binding. The annotation marks the transcript as partial.
CGAUGUUUGUUGCGUGUUUCAGAUUUGCCCGUUAACCCCUGGUCGAUAAGUCAGUCGCAAAGUGAAACCGCCGCGACAGGUCCGAUACAAAGUGCGAGUCGACCACAAGAUCAUCAUUUCGGUGGUCCGAUAAGAAAGAAUAGCGCGUUCGGUUAUCAGGCCGAUUUCCGCAACCGUAGCCAACCGUAUGCGCGGUCGAGUUCGCACGGCUCACCUGCUUGCAAUCUUCCAUACGCGGCGUGUCAAGCCGGGACUCCGGCGAACAACCUAAGAGACCUACGUCAGAGUCUCUACGCCGCGACCAAUAGUCCAGGUGGAGUCUUCGGCCAGUCCGUUUCCCACGGCCCACAGCACUUUCCUGCGCGGGGAGGACAGCCAAGUUUAUCCUCCCAGCCAGCCUCGUGCUCUCUCACUGCCGGCCCGGCGCAAAACCCGGCGCAAAUAAGUCUCGUCCAGACUGCGCCGCACAUCUCCAACUACAUCACUAAUAUCAGUCUAAGUGCGCCAGUCAGCAACGCGAGUCAGUCGGGUCCCAGCGCCAACACCUGCGCUGCGACUACAUCGGCCGGCAGGUGCAUUCCUCAGCGAGUCCACCGCCAGAAUCAGCAACGGGCUCAGCCGUAUCCGCAGGCCGUUUUGCAGGGCGCUCAACGAAGCCCCCGACAAGCAACCGCUCAACGGGGCCCUCAAGAUUCGAUAAGGAGUCGCCUGAAUGCUGCGACGCGACUCGUGAGCCAACAGUUCGGGCCGAACAGCUUGGUGCCCGUUAACGACGCGUUUUGGGAAUUCAUCGGCAAUCCCAAUUCCUCGAAUCCUUCGUGGAGUUCGCCGUCGACGUUGCAACAAGCCUCGCCGCGACGACACACGUCUGCGGAGAUUCUGAACUCGCUGGAAAAUCAUCUCGAGGCUGCGGUGAAGAACGUGUGCGGAAGAAACACCGCCAGCCAAAAUCAGGCCUUUCCCGAGCGAUCGUCUCGCAAUCGGGAGGCGACGGUCGGUGCGAGUUCUGCGCUGGGUGUCGCUGACAACAACUGCUUUAAGACUCCUCAAGCUGUUGUCCGGCCGCACACACAGCCACGCUUGUCUCCCGUGGAAGGCGCGAUCUCUGCGGAUGCGCCGAGGGCUUCGCUGAAAAGUCGAAUCCGGCCUGCGCUGCACAACAUCCUGAACAGAAAUCCGCCGUUCAACACCGCCGGUGCCAACACCGCCAGCUGUCGAUACGCAGCUCAGCCUGCUCAGAGUACCAUUCAGUCGCGAUCGGCCCCCGGACAAGGUGCGACCACCACUGCGAGUGCUCUGACUUGCUCGAGCUCGAGAGAUCGAGUCCAGGCAGCGGCGAGGAACGUCGUGUACAGGCCCGUGAGCGUAAAUGCGCCGCUGGCCCGCGGCCGGCAGUGUCGCUACAGCAACAACGCCGCUCUCCACAAGAGCACCGCGACGAGAAGCAGCGGUAGCAGCGGUUACCACGCUGUUGGCCAGCAGGUAGUAGCCCCCUGUGGUGGUGUUCGGCGGUCGCAGCAGCGGGCAACUUUGCCCCUCGCGCAGGGCGGCUCGUUCGCUGCCGAUGCUGUGAACGCGUCGGGAAGUUGCCAAGUCCAGACCAGUGCGGCGACGGGCAACAAUAGCGGCGACAACGUAAAUGUGCCGGCCAGCCAGGUACAUCCGAAGAACCGGAGUCUCGGCACAGAAGUCUCGAAGGCAGAAGUCCCACCGACCCCCACGGCAGCCAGCAAUAGCGACGACUCCGGCGUUCACAACAGCUACACGUCCUCGCCGGAACAGUACAGUCUCGACGAGUUGUCGGACGUCCUGAAAGAUUUGAAAGAGAUCAUCGACUCACCGGUGGAGGACAACCUGGCCGUGAACAACAACCUGGCACUAACCACGGGGAACAACGACGCGCAGUUGUUGCAGCAGUACUCGAGGAACAUCGCCAGCUACGUGCCGCGGAGCGCAGCGCGAGUGACGCAACAGCAGGGCAGCAGGGCCCAGCCGGCCGCUGAAGGCAGCGGCGUGGCGAUCGAGACGGAACAGUUCUUCGACGCGCGCUCCGUAGCGGAGCGACGGUCGUCAGCCGCGGCGGUGCAGCCUACGUCGUUGCCCGUCGCGCAGUCGGCGGUAGCGAGCUUCAACGCCACCCUUCAGCCGAGCGCCGUGGGAUUCAACGUGUCAACGUCGUCGCGCGUCCCGACAAACUGCAUCGGGGGGGGGCCGAGCGGGGGCCCCAGCUACGGCAACGUCGCCGGUGACGGUAACGACGAGCUCUCCCGGCAAAUCCUGCUCAAGCUCAACCCCUCGGCGAGCUUGCCUGGCCGCACGAGUCAGGAACAACAGCAAUUCAGCCAGCAGGCGUCGCCAGUGUUGGAGAACAUCGAGGUGAACUACAGCCUCGGUGACGAUAUCCUGGGCGCCGGCGCGGCGAGCGAGCAAUUGAGCAACACGUCGCCGUACAACAUCAUCGCCGGGAACAGCGGCGAGCCGCACGUCGGCCCGACGUCGGACAUCGCGUCCGACAUGAAGUACGAGACGCAAUCGGGCCCACCGACCGCGCAGCCGCACAUGACCACCUCGGGGGUCGAGCCUCCGCACAGCAGCCAGGGCUCCGGCAUGAUGGUGGAUCGUUCGCCGGCGGACGCCGAGGGCGUCACCGUGAUGUUGUCCUCGUGGAACGGCGUGGCUUCCGACUAUCUGGAUCAGUCGGACAUCAAGCAGACGGGCCCAGGCCUGUCGGACACGUGGGACUCGAUCCUGAUGGACCAGUCGCUCGACGUGCCGCAGUCGAUAGCGGCGGACAGGAGGCCGUUGCCGUCCUUCAUCGGGUACACCAGUCACCUGAGCAUCAACGGCAUCCCGGGCCACCAUUACCACACGAUAGCCUCGUCCGCUCAGAGAUCGGCGAUCCCCUCCGGCUCGCCCACGCAGUCGACCAACCAAGAGUAUUACGCUGGGGUCGCCUCCGACACGCAGGAGUAUCAGGAGUCGUCCGUGGUGUCUUCUAGCACUCCGUGCCAGCAGGGCAGUCAAAAGCAACAGCAGCAACAGCAGCAGCAGCAGCAGCAGCAAUCGCACGCCAACAAUCAACACCACCUGAACCAGCACCAACACCACCAUCACAACCACCACCACCACCAGCAGCAGCAGCAGCAGCAACAGCAGCAGCAGCAGCAGUUGCCGCAGUCAACGCAGCCGCUCGAGUACGUCGACAUCGAGGCGGACAUUGCGCAGCUGAUCGGCCAUGCGAUCGCGGCGGACACGACGGUGUCGAGCGGCGGCAGCAACGGUAAUGGCGGCAACAACGGUAACGCCGCCAACGCCGGCAACGGCAGCAACGGCGGCAGCUCCAGCCUGGUGCAGGAUCAGGACACCGCCUCGAGGGACGCGUCGUCUUGGAACGAGAUCGUCGAUUGGUUCGACACCGCUUGCUCCACCAACAAACCCCAGGAGCCGAACCCGUACACGGUCUACCACGGGGCGAACGCACCCGCGCAGGCGCAGCAGCAGCAGCAGCAGCAGCAGCACAGCUCCGCUCUUCAGAACCUGCUCUCUUACUCACCUCUGCUGCAAGCGAGAUUGCAAGCGGGCAACACGGAGGCUCCUUCGUCGACCAGCGCCUAUCCACCAGUCAGCCCGCCGGGGAGGGUCUCGACGUCGGGCAGCCCGGACCAGAACCUGCACUCGUCGUCUUACGUGGCCCCGUCGCACUCCCGGAAAAGGUCGCGAGGUAACCAGGGCUCGCAGAAUCCUGCGAAGAAGGCCGCGAUAUCUUACGGUAAUGACGCCAGCAUGGCAGGAGGGAAAGAAAAGCCGGUACAUCGGUGUCAAGUAUGUAACCGUGGUUUUUUAAAUAAGAGCAAUAUCAAGGUGCACUUACGGACUCAUACCGGCGAAAAGCCCUUCAAGUGUGAAGUUUGUGACAAGGCGUUCAGGCAGAAAGCGCACUUGAUCAAACACCAGCAAAUUCACAAGAGGAGCAGCAGAGAUUAGGAGGAUUCCUCCGCGCCGCGCCGCGCCGCGGAGGGAGACGUACCCUCCUUGUACAAAUUGCUUUGUGUACCUAUAUUAAUUAGUAAUUGUAAAUAUAAAUACAGUAAAUGUGAAUUUACGGCAAUUUUAACGUAACUUUUAAUAAUUUAUAGUAACGCGGUAGAUUGUCCCCCGCCCCCCCCCCCAACAGACGAUCGCUCGCGCAAUCGGGACGCGCGGUGUUCGACACGCGGGACACUCAAGUCCAACUAGUUCGCUAAUCACAUCGUUGUAAAAUACUAAGAUUAAUCUUACGGGUGGUAACUCGACGAGACAAAAAAAGGUUAAAAAUAGUAAAGCAUCAAUUGUCGGGAUUUGCGAAGAGGGGACUUUUCGACAGCUGGUCCGCCGCGCAACUCACGCAGGAUCUCAGUUUUCCUUUUUUAUUUAUUUUUUUUUUCUAUACUUUGUUAGCGUUGCUUGAACUCGACGUUGCCGACUAUUAAUUAUCGUUACUGCAUGUUCCGAAAGUGUUCAGGUGGCUUAUGACGAAUUUCACGACACCGCGAAAAAAGGAGUUGCAGCAUAGAUGAUGAGUUUUAGGCUCCGCAGGUUACUUCUGAUGUGCUGCAACAUCCGAGCUCCGUAGAUCCGCGUUAUCGCAACGCGAUAACGCGGUCGUCGUUCAUUUUUAGCGGCGGAACCUGAUGAAAAUCGGCGCGUAAUGGAGAGAGAUGCAUCGAUUGUGUUGGCCCAGUUAAAAUUAAUCCCGAUUAGUAGAUUCACGUGCCGUCCAAACGUUUUCGCGUUUCCUUGCGGUGACGAUGCCAAAAUGGCAGGAGGAAAAGAAAAGCCUGACACCAUCGGUGUCAAGUACGUAAUAGAGGGUUUUUACAUAAAAGGGGUCAAGUACGUAAUAGAGGGUUUUCACAUUAAAAUUUUCUCGGGCGAAUUUUAAUUGCUUUAAUAGCGAUCUUCUUCCGGAUGCAAAUAUUUAUAGAGUCGUUUGGCUCAAGUGAAUGAUGAACUUGAAGAAUCUCAGUAAGGUGGAGGCGAUCGUUAAGAUACCUCGGAUGAGCUCAACAUGUGCACCCCACGCGCUCUUCUGAUACAUGUAGAUUCUUAAUUUUUCAGAAAAUUAAAAACACAUGUACGGAAAGUUUGCGAGGAAAUUUCUAUAAGUGUCUGGCUAUCUUGUUUGCUAAAAAUAAAACAGUACACAUUUAUAUUAGACCUACUAUAUAAAAUGUGAAAUCUACCAUAUAUAGAUCUAAUGAACGAUAUAUGAGAUGUGCAAGAAGAAGCCAAUACUUAUCCAUCAACGUGACAUUUUGACGAUCACUGUUACUUUCGUCAGAGUUCGUCGUUCACUUUGGCAUCUUUCGAAGCUUGUUUUACGUUCCGUGUUUUUCUAAAGUGUUCGACGAGAAGAGAGAAACGAGAUGAGAAUGAACAAGGACGCAAAAGUGAGUGGGUCAGCAUCUUUUAACUUCAAGUUGUCGAGGAAUGAUUGUGACGAUCGAGAACAGCAAGAAGACAAAGAAAGACAUGUGGAUCACAAUGGUACAAUGAUUUUCGAUGUUAUUUAAUUUCUAGGAUUUUAUUUAUUUAGUUAUUUAAUUUCUAGGAUUAUGCCAAAUUUCUAGGAUUAAUUUUUGGAAUUUUAAAAUUGUGAAAAUUUUAAAGCGAGUAAAAAGAGGAGAGAAAAUGUUAUGUACAUAUAAUGUUAAUAUGAUAUAAUGUAUUCGUGAAGAAAUAAAUAUUGUACGGAAAAUAAUUACGUUGAUAAUUUGUCCAUAGUCCAUUUAUAUAAAAGAUAUACUUUUAAAAUUAUUAAAAUUUUGAAGGAGGGAAAUUUUGCAAGGAGGGUUAGAGCAAAAGAGAGAACAGGGAUACAAAAAGGGGCUUCCGUAAUUUUGUAUUGGGUUGCAAUUUUAUUUAAAAUUAGAACUAUAUAUCGCGUUGUGCAAUUUUAUCAUAAAAUAUAUGUGAAGAUCGUGAAGAAUUUUAGAGCAAGUGGAUAAGAGAGAUAAAAUUUUAAAGCUCGUAGGGAGGAGGAAGACUCAGGGGAGAAGGAUAAGAAAUAUCAGUGAAGAAAGGGGAAGAAAGGGGGGGAGGAAGGGAUCGAUCAUAAGUAAGAGAACAAUAAGUGAUACAAGUAAAAGAGGAGUAGCUCUGCAUCUCUCUUUGCGCUGCCGGUUCACGCAUACAGUUGUGUGUAAUUGAAUUCAGGUCUGCAACUUCCACGAGCAUCACAAUGUAAUAUUUUAAACCUUACUUGCGGAACAUGCAUUAAUGAUUGGCCUAUCAAAACGACUGUCCCGACUGUCUUGUUAUCCUGGACUCUAAGCGUCGGUCUACGAUACUUCGGCGCGCGCGCGCGCGUACAUCGAAAUGUAGGCCACAAUUUAAGAGUGAGUGAAACCCGUAGAUGAUAUCGCGGUAUAUACGUAUAUAAAUCGACUCAUAAAUCCGUUUACAUGUCAAAUUGUUUCCUUGAGAUUUUCACACGGGACGAGAGAGGGAACGCGGUGCCCGUCCGCGCCGCGACUUGGCGAUUGAAUGCAUGAGAGAGAUAUCGCGCAAUCAUUCAUUUCAAAAGUAUCGCGCGAACCAGGUGUACGAGUCAUUAUGUAUCUGAAAAAAAUGGGUGCGCGGUGUGCAUAGAUAGAAAAUCCGGUAAUGGUAUAUCGAGUGAAUUCAGUCUUCUAUUCCGAAACGAGGCGCUGCGCGGCGCGCCUCGUUUGGGUGGACGCGCGGAUGGACAAUUACUUUCGCGCGACCUUCUUCUCUGUUCGUACGUUCACGAAAGAAAUUCACGAAAUCUCUCAGGAUCUGCGGUCGAUCGGAGAUCGACGGUAGCGGCGGAGAGCGAUGAAACUGCGAGUGCGGGAAAAUUUGCGAGAAAUGCGCUCUGAGAGUGUGUACACGUGUGUAGAUAGACGACUUUUACAUUUCGACGCCGUCUUUGUUUUCUUGUCCUUGUUUCUUUUUUUUUUCUCUUUUUUUUUCUCUCCUUUGUAUAAGCCACUCUAUAUCCUGGCGAUAUAGUAGCGUAAGACGUUCUGUACGAUAUUGCCUCAUGAUGUAUUCGCGAUUAGGUAGCAGCGUUUGAGUAAAGUAGAAUUAAGCGAAUGUCCUCUCUCUCUCUCUCUCUCUGCGUAUUUAUAGCUUUCACGGAGCCGCGCGAUUAACCGGCGAAAGAAAAUUGUAUUACUGCAUUACCUGUCGAACGAGACACGAGCCGUUUGGCCAGCCAGAUCAGCUUCGACCGGGUUGAUCGUCUCAGUGCAGAAAUCUGAAGCGUCCUCACAGCGGUCCUCCAGCCGGUCGAUAGACGAGUUCACGACACACGUCACGUGCGUCUCUCUCGUUGUCAGAUUGUCGCAGGAUCGCCUCUGCAAAGUCUGCGUCCGUCGUCAGCUCGUACUAUUUCGG